UUUGGCCUCUAAGAGUUAGUACGUGGGUUCCCAGAAGCCAUUCAUUUUCUUCAUCUUCUCUGACUGUGGGCAGUACUCCCCAGCAGGUGUUCUGGAGGCCCACAGCCCAGUCUCUCCAAACACCACCACCCCGGCUCCCCUACCACACCCCCAACACCCCCAAGCCCAGCCAUGUCGUCCUGCAGCCGCGUGGCGCUGGUCACGGGGGCCAACAAGGGCAUUGGCUUGGCCAUUGUGCGCGACCUGUGCCGGCAGUUCCCAGGGGACGUGGUGCUCACAGCGCGGGACGCGGGGCGGGGCCAGGCGGCCGUGCAGCAGCUGCAGGCUGAGGGCCUGAGCCCGCGCUUCCACCUGCUGGACAUCUGCAACCCGCAGAGCAUCCAGGCCCUGCGGGACUUCCUGCUCAAGGAGUACGGGGGCCUCAACAUGCUGGUCAACAACGCGGCCAUCAGCUUCUGGGUUGAUGAUCCCACACCCUUACCUAUUCAAGCAGAAAUGGCAAUGAAAACCAACUUUUUUGGUACCCGAGAUGUCUGCAUGGAGCUGCUGCCUCUCGUGAGACCUCAAGGCAGAGUGGUGAAUCUCUCUAGCACACUGAGCUUGGUAGCUCUUAAACACUGCAGCCCAGAACUGCAGCAGAAGUUUACAAGUGAGACCAUCACAGAGGAGGAGCUGGUGGGGCUCAUGAAUAAGUUCAUGGAAGAUACAAAGAAUGGAGUGCACAUGAAGGAGGGCUGGCCUCAUAUGAGAUUUGCUCCCUAUUCAGUGUCAAAGCUCGGUGUCACUGUCCUGUCCAGAAUUCAGGCCCGGAAACUGAGUGAGCAGAGGACAGGGGACAAGAUACUCCUGAAUUCCUGCUGCCCUGGUUGGGUGAGAACCAACAUGGGGGGACCCGAGGCCUUGAAAAGCCCAGAAGAAGGAGCAAAGACCCCCGUGUACUUGGCCCUUUUACCCUCAGAUGCUGACGGGCCUCACGGACAGUUUGUCAUGGAGAAGAAAGUUGAGCAAUGGGAACCCAGCUCCGAGCUCCCUCCGUGGCUCCAAUUACAUAAACCACUUUGAUUUGGUCAAAAGUAUGUGUACCCUGUCAAAAAUAUCCCUAUAAAAAAAAGAAAAAGAAAUCAAUUUAUCCCUAGAGAGUACCUCUUUGACUUGGGUAUGUCUCAGUAGUUGAGCUGUGGUAUCUCUGUGGUAUGGGGGAAAAGAAAGGGGAUAAGAAGACAACAAUAAAUGACAAUCUGAGAUGAAUAAGUGGUUCUUUACAAAUGUCUGUUUGCGCUGUCUGCUUACAUGCCAACCAGCUCAGGUAACUAAAGACCUAAAGGUUAGGUCAAGAGAAGGGACAGGAUAACUCAGGGGUCAGCAAAC
Manis javanica (Malayan pangolin) is the source of this 1368-nucleotide messenger RNA. Its product is annotated as carbonyl reductase [NADPH] 1-like. The record is from RefSeq and is a predicted model, not a curated record. NCBI's taxonomy places the organism in Eukaryota, Metazoa, Chordata, Mammalia, Pholidota, Manidae. Gene Ontology annotation, molecular function: carbonyl reductase (NADPH) activity.